Ustilago hordei is the source of this 486-nucleotide messenger RNA. RefSeq lists its product as uncharacterized. The coding region runs from base 1 to 486 and encodes 161 amino acids. Lineage: Eukaryota; Fungi; Basidiomycota; Ustilaginomycetes; Ustilaginales; Ustilaginaceae. The transcript has 3 exons. The record is from RefSeq and is a predicted model, not a curated record.
AUGGUCUCAUUCAAACCCACCCCAAACCUCAUCCUAAUGGCCUUUGCAGCAAUGCAAAUAGCCCAUGCAGCCCCAUCCACAACUGUCGACGUCAGCACCAAAGAUAACGACCCUGAACCUGGUAAACCUGAUAACCCUUUGUUCGCUUGCGAAAUCAAAUCCCGCACCUGCCGAGAGCCCGCGAACUACACAGGUCUUCGCUAUGACCCCCUCAACCUCAACUUGGGAGUUUGCUACGAUCCAUCGUUUGUCAAAGAUUUUUACAACUGGCUUUCGAGCUCUAAAAAAAGAGGAAAGUUUAUUUCUACUUAUUACGUUAGUUGUCCUGCUGGUGACCUGAAUUGUCAGUCCAAGUGUAAGGGUAUGACUGCUGACAAAAUUGAGAAUGUGGUCAAGGAUGGAAUCCGGGAACAAACCGAUUGUCAUGCUUCUGUUAGUUGUUGGGACAUGGAAGGACUUGAUAAGCACUGUUACAAGUCGCAGUAG